This is a messenger RNA of Coregonus clupeaformis (lake whitefish), 787 nucleotides long. RefSeq names its product reelin-like. Lineage: Eukaryota; Metazoa; Chordata; Actinopteri; Salmoniformes; Salmonidae. The record is from RefSeq and is a predicted model, not a curated record. The annotation marks the transcript as partial. The transcript is spliced from 3 exons.
CUAGCUCUGAACUCCCACAGAGUAGACGGAAGAGAGGAGAGGAGAGAAAGAGAAGAGAAGUGGAGGAACAUAGAAACAGAGUGCUACAGUACAGUCUGCGCAUAGCCAGCCCCACACACACACAUUCGCACACUUCCAGAACGCACCUCACCCAUCCAGCUGGACUUCCUCUCUCCAAGUGGACUCCAGCCCUCAAGCCAUCUUUACUGGAACCGUGACUACCUUUCCUCCACGCUACCACCACUCCCACUCUUCCUCAUCCAUCUCUCCCUCGUUCCCUCGUUCUUCAGGGGGGGAUGGCACGGGCCUCUUUCGGGGGUGCCCUGCUGGCCCUGGUGGCCCUGGUGUUGGCAGCUGGUAUGGUUUUGGGGAGUCCCCCUGCGGCAGGCUUCUACCCCCGCUUCAACCCCUUCUUCUUCCUGUGUACGCACCACGGGGAGCUGGAGGGGGCCGGGGUGGCAGAGGGAGGGGGAGAGGUGCUCCUCACCCUGCAGAUUGCUGGGAACCCCACCGCCUACACUCCGGGACAGGAGUAUCAAGUGACCGUCUCCACCAGUACGUAUUUUGAUGGUCUGCUGGUGACCGGUCUCUAUACGUCCACUCCUGUCCAGUCUGCUCCUAUCCCUGCUCCUGCUGCCUUCGGCUUCGGUGUUAUACCAGAGCAGCGUCAGUUUGGGACUCAGUUUGUGUGUAGUGUUGUGACGUCUCACAUCAGCCACCAGCCCUUGACCAGUCUCAGCUUCGUCUGGAUCGCUCCUCCUCCAGGCACCGGCUGUGUCAACUUCCU